AUGAAGUCAUUGAUUUGGGCACUACCUUUUAUUCCGUUGGCAUAUGCGAAUGGCAAUUCUUCAUCAUGUCGCUGCCAACCACACCAGAGCUGCUGGCCCUCUGAACAAGAGUGGAACUCUCUCAACAGUUCCAUCAACGGAAACCUAGUGGCAGUACAGCCUAUCGCAGCCGUCUGCCAUGAAGGUGACUGGGAUAGUUCAGCCUGUAAGGAAGUCAUGGCGUCCUGGACUAACUCGACCUGGCGAGCAGCGCAGCCCGGUGCCGUGCAAUGGGAAAACUGGGAGUCUUGGCCGGAGCAUAAUCAAACAUGCUACAUCGAGAGUCCACGAAACACACCAUGUGGGCAGGGCCAGAUCUCCCUCUAUUCGACACUCGCCAAAUCAGCAUUCGAUAUCCAGGAGACGGUGAAGUUCGCAAAGCAACAUAACCUUCGUCUCGCGAUCAAGAACUCAGGGCAUGAUUUCCUGGGCCGUGCUUCCGCCCCAGAGUCACUGCAAAUCCUUACUAAUGGGAUGAAGGAUAUUAAGAUGGUGGACAAGUUCACUCCUGCUGGUGCCCCACAGGGUAAAGAUGAAGGACAAGCGGUUACGAUAGCCGCCGGUGUCAGUCUGCAGGAGUUGUACGCUGCUGUCGCCGCGAAUAAUAGAACCGUUGUUGCUGGAUCUGCCCACACGGUUGGUGCUGCAGGCGGGUAUAUUCAAGGUGGUGGACAUUCUGCCCUGGGGCCAUGGAAGGGGAUGGCUUCGGAUAAUGCGCUUGAGUUCACCAUUGUGACUGCCAAUGGAGAUCUAGUCGUAGCAAACGAGUACCAGAACAAAGACCUAUUCUGGGCUCUCCGAGGCGGAGGUGGAGGGACCUUUGGAGUUGUCGUGAGCGUUACAGUCCGUACAUUCGACGACGCACCCCUCAUCCUAGUCAACUUCAACAUCACAACCUCAGCGGGGAAUCCUCAAUACUGGGAUGCCGUGACGACGUUCCACGCAUCUCUUCCAAAGAUAAACGACGCCAAAGGCGGCGGAUAUUACUGGAUUGCUCCGGAUACCGAAUUAACGGAGAACACCAGCGUCUCAGCAAUAACCCAAACAUUCAUUUUUCCUAAUCAAACAGACACAGCACAGAUUGACCGUCUUUAUGCCCCUCUCAUUUCGAAACUGAACGGUACCACGGGUGUAUAUACCCAAUACGCCUCUUACCCAAUCCCGAGCGUUGGCUUCCUCUUUUCCAAGAUCUUCCUCACUGGAAACUCCGACCUAGCGGGUGGCACGGGCUUAUUAGGCUCGAGGCUCUUCUCCAGGGACCUCUUAUCAUCCAACAAUGGGUCCAAGAAACUAAGUUCCGCACUGCGCUCUAUCCGCGUCGACCCCGGCUCAGCCAUACUCGGCCAUCUCGUAGCUGGCGGCGCCGUAGCAGACAACGCAGGAAAGGUAGACAGUGCGCUCAAUCCUGCGUGGAGGAAAGCAAUUACCCAUAUCGUUAUCCCCAGGGGCUGGGAGCCGAAUGCCACUUUGGCAGAGCAGGAGGCCGUGAAAAAGAACCUCACUGAUGUGGAAAUACCGAUCCUGAGAUCUGUCGAGGGGACCGAUAAGAUGGGCGCUUAUUUGAAUGAGGCAAAUGCUUAUGAGUCGGAGUUUCAGAGUUCGUUCUGGGGAGAGAAUUAUCAGCGUCUGCUGGAGGUCAAAAAGAAAUGGGAUCCUGAGAGUCUGUUUGUUGUGAGAAGAGGUGUUGGGAGUGAAGAGUGGGAUGAAUGGGGUCUUUGUCGGGCUGCGAAGUAG
This is a messenger RNA of Aspergillus oryzae RIB40, 1773 nucleotides long. Its product is annotated as FAD-dependent oxidoreductase. The transcript has 2 exons. Lineage: Eukaryota; Fungi; Ascomycota; Eurotiomycetes; Eurotiales; Aspergillaceae. Bases 1 to 1773 code for a protein of 590 amino acids. The record is from RefSeq and is a predicted model, not a curated record. Gene Ontology annotation, molecular function: oxidoreductase activity; FAD binding.